CGUCCAGGAUAAAGGAGGACAAACGAAACCGACCGAGGAAGAGAAAGGAGAAGAGGGGGAAAGGAAAGAAAAGUCGCCGCAGCCGUCGUCGUCGUCGACCCCGAGGCCGCCCUCUCCUCCCCCCUUUUGCCCGAUCGGAGAGCAGGGCGAGGACGCGCUCUUCUGUUCGCUCGUUGAGGUACUCCAUCUAUCUCCUCCUGUCUCCCUAAGCCGGCAUCGAUUCGGCGCGGUGGUUCCUUGAUUUGAUUGAUUUCGUCGGUUGGCCGGUUCUUCCGGCGGGUGGUGCGGGAGACGGGUUCCUGGAAGCCGCAAUGCAGGGCUCUACAUCUUGUGAGCUGAGUUGAAGUUACUUGAACCUGCGCGUCCGUGGCUGAGUGAGUUGAAGUUGAACCCUUCGCGAUGGAUGGAAUGGAGAACCAGGCCAUUUCGCAGUUGCUCUAGCCUGGUCAGCUGUUUUUUCCGGUGAACAUGUCCUCAACUACCGGGGUUUUGAUGGGGGCGAAGAAAGCAAGGGUGGAGGAGGAGGAUGCUCGGCCGCUCUGUACUGAUGCGCUUACGGAGGUCUUCCACAGGCUGCCUGCUCGCACUCUUGUUUCCUGCAGGAUGGUUUGCAAGUCCUGGAUGUCCGUGUUGUCCGAUAUGCACUUUGUUUACGAGCACCUGAGACGGAGCCAGCAGAAGCUGCUGCUCUUUGCAAAUGAUAGAGCGAAUGAUAGGUCUCUUGCCAUGGUGCUCGCAGACGCCUCAGGGUCCAUGUAUCAGCUGUCUAGGCCAUUAUUGGCUUCUCGGAGCCUCUUCGUGCACAACUCUUGCAAUGGCCUGCUCUGCCUAGGUGACAGUACAGGAGCAGUGGAGUUGCUCAACCCAACAACUGGUGAAUCUGUUGUCUUGCCAACGCCAAUGUGCACUGCAGGAAGCAGUCAGUUCUCAUCCUGCAAUUGGCACUGCUUGGGGUUUUGCCAAUCAACUAAGGAACACAAAAUUGUACAUUUCUAUCCAGGCCCUCAUAUUGAUUCUUUCAAGGUGCGAUGCGAGAUAUACACAUUCGGAGGUAAUUUGUGGAGACAGAUCGGGAGUCUCCAUGGGGCACCGACAGAUAGAGGGAUUCAUGUGAAUGGAGUGGUGUACUAUCUGACAAGGUUCCGCUAUAUUAAUUCAUCUCGCAUCAAUUGUUUGAACCUAGAGACUGAAAAGUUCAAUGUCAUGAUGCUUCCUCCACGCAAGUCCUAUGGAGGGCAAUGUUCUUUGGCUGAGCUGGAGGAAAGGCUAUGCUUGUUGGUUGUGGAUGGUGUGCCUGAAGCUCUACCUCGUACAAUGGACAUAUUGAUGCUCGAUAACGAUGACAAGCAGAACUGGACUCACAGGUACCACAUAUCCUUGCCUUGGUUGGUGAGUUCAUGUUACUUCACUCCAAAGCACACACUCUUCCAUGAUGGGAAAAUUUGGGUACAGCUGUUGGCUCGUAACCUCUAUUGUUAUGAUCCAAGUUCAACCUCUGAAGAACUGGAGACUGCCUGUCCAGAGUCAGAUUUUCCCUUCAGCACGCAUAAGUUUGUUGAAAGCAUAAUUCCUCUGCGCCAUUACUUCAUCAAUCAUACACAGUGAUACCGGUGCUCUCCCCUUUACUGUUUAAGAUGGUAUUGAGCUUAUAGAGUUAAACUUUGUUGUUUUUCUGUUCAUGAACGAAACCGUUGACUGCCUUGGUAUGUCCUAUUUUAUCGCUAUUUGUCAUCAGUCAUAAGAAAUGCAAUUCUCAAACGUUCCUAAUU
This is a messenger RNA of Brachypodium distachyon (stiff brome), 1769 nucleotides long. Its product is annotated as putative F-box protein At2g02030. Lineage: Eukaryota; Viridiplantae; Streptophyta; Magnoliopsida; Poales; Poaceae. Gene Ontology annotation, molecular function: protein binding. The coding region runs from base 469 to 1605 and encodes 378 amino acids. The transcript is spliced from 4 exons. The record is from RefSeq and is a predicted model, not a curated record.